Molecule: messenger RNA, 1218 nt
Organism: Anolis sagrei ordinatus
Lineage: Eukaryota; Metazoa; Chordata; Lepidosauria; Squamata; Anolidae
Gene: SMIM30
Product: small integral membrane protein 30
Source: RefSeq, a predicted model, not a curated record
CGGGAGUCGUAGUCCUAGCGAUUCCAGCCAAUCGGCGGCUCUUCCUCUUUCUCCUCCUAAUGGCUGCUUCCAGGAAGGCAUUGAUCUGGACGACUGCAUAGUUUCCAAGGUCCCAACGCUGAAGGAAUAAAUAUUACCCCAAAGAAGAAGGAUUCACACAGAUUCAUCUGUAGUCCUCGUUCUGUGCUCAGGAUUUCAUUCAGCACCCACAAUGAUUGGAAACAUGGCUGCCAACGGCCAUCUUUCACAUCUCUUCUUCGUGCUUUUCUCUCUGCUGAUCGGUCUGCCUGUUGUGGAAGCCUUGGAUGCAGGCGAUGCACUAGCCCUCCUGUUGGGCAUGGUUCUCAGCUGCAUUGGAUUGUGUGCCUGCCUCGGCAUGUACGCAAGAAAACGAAAUGGAGAACUAUGACGCUAAGAAAGAGAUGUCUUUGUCAAGGAUAACUCCCUUGUUGGAUGAGAUUAUAAAGUUUCUGGAUGUUCCUAUUCCCGGAGUAUGGACUAUCCUUGGUGGAAGGUUCUGAAGAAUUGCACUGCAUAGGAAAAGAGUUGUUUCAUAUUUCUUAUGAUUAAGAUAUUGGUUUAAGAUGGAAAUAGUUUGCUUUUUCUUGAUAGGAGAAAUUAACUUUGCUUUUUCUUGUUUGGAGAUGUUAACAGUAAGACUUUUCAUGGAGAUUGAGAUGCAAUGGGGAUUUUUUUUAGGGUAGGAGAAGUCUCGGUUGAGGAUAGUGUGCAGAAACUGUUCAAACUUAAUUAGAAAACACGGAAAAUCCCUCCUAAUUAGUUGAUUUAGAGAUUACGUUGUUUAAGUUUCUAAAAUAUAAAAUCAAUCUUCCUAGUUUUCUUCAAUUUAAGCCACAAUAUUAUGUGAAAACGUCAAGCUGAUGUGUUCCCUCCUAGUUCUGUGAUGUAUUCACCUUGGGAUCUUAUUUUGGAAAUAAUUUAAUGGCUACCAUACACUGCGAUCAUAGCUUGAAAAGAGGAGAAAGUACACAAAAUUAUGUCUCUCCUUUGCUUACUUUCUGUUCCUUUCCAAAAAAAUUCCUGAUGUUGAAAAUUCCUGAUGCCAUAAAGCCUCUCAGUUAUUAAUUUAAAGUGUUUCUAGGGAAGAUGCUUAAAUGACCAAAUGCUCUGUUUAUGUCUUGACUUGUAUUAUUUGAAGGGUUUUUAAUAAAUAGUGGAAUUUGUAUUAUUUUAAAGGUAUUAAAUGAGAUAAAGGAU